Messenger RNA from Photinus pyralis (common eastern firefly), 1657 nucleotides. RefSeq names its product UDP-glucuronosyltransferase 2A3-like. The transcript is spliced from 3 exons. Gene Ontology annotation, molecular function: UDP-glycosyltransferase activity. The record is from RefSeq and is a predicted model, not a curated record. NCBI's taxonomy places the organism in Eukaryota, Metazoa, Arthropoda, Insecta, Coleoptera, Lampyridae. The coding region runs from base 83 to 1624 and encodes 513 amino acids.
AUGCCCUUAUCUGAUAACUUACUAAAUAGUUUGAGUAAUCUUUCACAAUUUGAUAAAUCGCGUUAAGUAUUUCAGUUCAGCAAUGAAAGUCACACUUCACUUACUAAUCCUAAUAACAUUGAUUACUUUUGCACAGUGCGCAAAAAUUCUUGGAAUUUUUCAUGGAUUCUCCAGUAGUCAUCAACAGCUCGGAAACAAGAUUUUACUUGAACUGGCGAGGAGAGGUCACCAAGUUACCGCAAUUGUGCAAAGAAAAUUUGCCCCAAACACGGCAAAUAAAAAUUACCAACCUAUAAUCAUUGAUUACGAUUCUUAUUUGAAGAACCAAUCGAUCAAUUUGUAUAAAAGUGCAGAAAAGGGACUCUUAGAUAAAAUAUGGAGCACAUCUGGGGGUGGACUAGGUUUGACAGAACUGUUUUUCAAUCAAAGUAGUGUCCAAAAUUUGCUCAAGUCGAAUCAAGAAUUUGAUAUGGUUAUCCUAGAGCAAUUCCUAAAUGAUGCAUUCAAAGGCUUCUGCAACUUUUACAAAGCGCAUUGCGUUGCGGUGAGUGUCGUUGGAUUAUCGAGAUCUACAAAUCUACAAAUGGGCAAUCCACUUAACCCUUCUUACGUACCUGAAGUACUUUCAAGUUAUUCGAGCGAAAUGAGCUUUUUCCAACGGCUUGUUAACACCUUCUCUGUCGUUUUCGGAGUUAUCAACUUCUAUUGGUCGAUUUUGCCGAAGCAUAAUGAAAUUUUGCAAAAGAACUUUCCAGGGUCGCCGCCCAUAACCGAAUUAUACUACAAAACAUCAUUAUUGCUCCUAAAUUCGCACGCGAGCAUCUGCUCACCAGUACCCCUUGUACCAAACAUGAUCGAGAUUGGAGGUUUCCAUCUUAAUUCACCACAGGAGUUACCCAGAGACUUGCAGAAUUACUUAGACGAAGCCGAGGAUGGCGUCAUUUACUUCAGCAUGGGGUCCAAUUUGCGUGGCAACGAUAUGGAUGAAAGCAAACGUAACGCUAUCGUGAAGGUAUUUUCCCAACUAAAACAGAGAGUGUUGUGGAAAUGGGAAAAUGACACGAUACCUGGGCAACCUGAUAAUGUUAAACUUGGCAAAUGGUUGCCUCAACAAGAUAUUUUAGGGCACCCUAACAUUAAACUUUUUGUAACACACGGCGGUCUGUUGAGUAUUAUUGAAACUAUUUAUCAUGGCGUACCAAUCGUUGGCAUUCCUAUUUUUGGAGACCAGGAGAUGAAUAUGGCAGUUGUUGAAGCAGAUGGGUACGGAAAACUCUUGCGAUUUAGUGCUUUAACCGAAGAAACUUUUCGAAAGGCACUCACCGAGGUUUUAAACAACGACAAGUACAAGGAGAACGCAAUUCGGAGAUCGAGAAUUAUGCACGACCAACCCAUGAAGCCAUUGGACAGAGCGAUGUUUUGGAUCGAGUAUGUUUUACGGCACGAGGGCGCACCGCAUUUACGUACGGGUGCUUUGAAUUUGAACUGGUUCCAAGUACUUUGCUUAGAUGUGCUCACUGUCAUAAUUUUAAUUGUCAUUGCAUUCAUAUUCAGUGCAUAUUGUAUCAUUACCGUUGUAUCGAGAGGAUAUCUUAAAAAGCAAAUCAAAAUCAAAAAGAGAUAAGAAGUCGAUAAAUAAAUUUAUACUCCUCAUGAA